CGGAAGCGUGCGCCAAUUUGGGCGCCACUGACUCGAGCGUGUAUGUUGUCUCAAUCGGCGUAAACCGCAGGAGCCUUAGCCAUGCCGUCGCAGGGCCGCUGUUGGGAGACCCUGGAGGCGCUGCGCAGUUCCGACAAAGGUCGCCUCUGCUACGACCGCGACUGGCCUCUGCGGGGCGAGGAUAUUUUAGAAGAAAGUAUGCGUCCUCCCAAGCUAUCUCCUUACUGUGGAUGGGUGAUAGAUCAUGUCUUAGCCCAUCAGCAAGAGAGACCACUUCCCUCAAAAACUUCAACAUCCUCUAGAUCUGCUUCAGACCUAGACCAGCCUUCAUUUGUUCCCACAUCUCCUGUCACAAGCCCUGCCUUCUCACCAGCCUCCUCAGCACCAAAUGGAACCAAGAGCAAACGUGAGUCCCAGCACACAGAAUCUAUGGCACUUCCGUCCCCCCGGGGGAUCACAGUGGAAGGCUGCAUCCGGAUGUGUGAGCUGGUGCACAGAAGGAAAGCACUGGAGAGGCUGAGGUGCCGGCAGGAGGAGCAGGAGAAGAUGGUGCGAGCCUUCGCCGACAUGGCUUCUGAACAACUGAAGCGGUAUGAUGAGCGGAGGGAGCUGAAGCACCAUAAAGAACUCCAGGACCUUCGGGAAAUGAUGGAGAAGAGCUCCAGAGAAGCCCUGGGCCACCAAGAGAAGCUAAAAGCUGAGCAUCGUCACAGAGCAAAGAUUCUCAACCUGAAGCUGCGGGAGGCAGAGCAACAGCGCCUGAAGCAAGUGGAACAGGAGCGGCUGCGGAAGGAAGAAGGCCAGACCCGCCUGCGGAGGCUCUACGCCCUGCAGGAGGAGGUGCUGCACCUCAGCCAGCAGCUGGACGCCUCGGAGCGGCGGCACAGAGACCUGAAGGCUGACCUUUCUGCCUUCCGCACCCGAGGCAACCAGCUGUGUGGCCUCAUCUCGGGGAUCAUCCGGGCCACGUGUGAGAACGGCCUUCCCACGGCAGAGGACCAGGCUGCGGCCGAGAGGGCUCUGCAGGAAAUGCGGGACCUCCUUCGGAACUCGGAGCAGGAGAUGACCAGGGCCUGUGAGGACAGGAGGAGGCAGGAGGCGGAGGAGGCCCGGGUAAAGCAGCAGGAGUCCCAGGGGAAGCAGGGCCCUGAGGUCCACACAGAGUCCCCGGCUCCCAGCCAGGGCCCAGGAAGGACACAGAGUGACGAACUCCAGUUCAAGGCACAAGACAGCACAAUGCAGUGGUACCAGCAGCUACAGGAUGUUGCCAGUCAGUGUGCGUUGGCCUUUGAGGGACUGACCAGCAGCAAAGACAGUCAGGUCAGAAAGAUAAAGAUGGACCUCCAGAAGGCUGCCACCAUCCCAGUGAGCCAAAUCUCCACCCUAUCAGGCUCAAAGCUGAAGGAGGUAUUUGACAAGAUCCACAACCUACUCUCUGGAAAAUCUGUUCAGUCUGGUGGGCGUGCUGUGUGUGUCUCACUUCACCCACAGGGCCUGGACUUUGUCCAGUACAAACUGGCAGAGAAAUUUGUGAAACAAGGAGAUGAGGAAGUGGCCUCGCACCGUGAGGCAGCGUUUCCCAUCGCAGUGGUGGUGUCCGGGAUCUGGGAACUCUUCCCCAGAGUGGGGGCCCUCUUUCUGGCUCAUCUGCACAAGAAUUGCCCUUACUCGGUUCCUUUCUACCCAGCCUUCAAGGAGGGCAUGGCUUUGGAAAACUAUCAGAGGAUGCUUGGCUACCGAGUGGAGGAUUCCAAGGUGGAACCGCAGAACAGAUUUCUGAAACGCAUGUCUGGGAUGAUCCGUCUGUAUGCUGCCGUCAUCCAGCUCCGGGGGCCAUAUGAGAGCCAACAGGAGGCUCAUCCUCAUGGCUUAAAUCAUGGCUGGCAUUGGUUGGCACAGAUCUUAAACAUGGAGCCACUGUCGGAUGUGACAGCCACCCUCCUCCUUGACUUUCUGGAGGUAUGUGGGAAUGCCCUCGUGAAGCAAUACCAGGUGCAGUUCUGGAAAAUGAUGCUUCUCAUCAAGGAAGACUACUUACCCCGGAUUGAAGGCAUCACAAGCUCAGAUCAGAUGGGUUCCUUCACACGCCUCAAACGGUUCGUGGAGGAAUGCUGGCAGCGCAAGGAGAUUCCUGUGCCCAAGGGCUUUCUGCCUCCCUCCUUCUGGCGUUCCUGAUGUCUGCCAUCGUCCAUCACCCCCAUUUUGUUGUGGAAGAACAGUAAUAAAGCAGUUCAAGACAACUGUAUUUGGAAGAAGGCAUGUCAGAUGCAGAAAUCUACCAAUACCCGUUUUUAUAUAUUUGUGUCUUGUGACCAGGAAUGAAGAUUUUCAUGGGUCACAAAACCUAGGUGGCCCCUUAGUAGAUCUGAUGACUCCCUAAGGGGUCCAUGUGCUGAGCGAUGGACUCAAAAGGUCCACUUUUACAGUGACUGCAAUGGGGUAUGUGGGGGGGACUUGUUAAUAGGGGGAGUCUAGAACCAUAAUCAAAUAAUUGUAUAUUAACAGUACCAAAAUUAAAAAAUAACAAAAAAAUAAAAAUAAUUUAAAAACACGGUCCACUUUAAUUGUCUCGGUUAGUAGCUAAGGCCCAGUCCUUACCUGCAAGUCAAGGUUAUGGUGGCUUUUGCUUUCCUCAGCUUGUGACAUAAUUGUAAAUUCAGAGGAAAUGCCCGAUGUUGACAAGGAUGAGUCCCAGACAGCACCGGAGGCAGUUUAGUGUCUGGGAUCAGGGCUGUUAGCACAUGUAUUUUGAACCAAAAAACACUGUUUGUUCUUUAAAUUUGGAAUCUGGUCUGUGGACCACUAGGGAUGCAAAAACCAGGCAGGUGCCUUUGUGUUUUUCAGUUUGGGUUCGAUUGGGCUGAGAUGGGGCCUGGUACGCUGUGCAUGGGCUGAGCAUCUGUAAGCAGUGGACACAGGGUUAAACAUGUUAGGGAAGAACUGAGAACUGCUUUCUCAUUUUUUAAACGUUCUGCAUAAUGAAUGAUGAUAGGGCUUGGUUCUUCAGACAAGAAUGGGAUUUGUUCUGUGGAAGGACUCAUUCUCCUUCACACUGCAGAGGCAGCAGCCAUGAAUCUGUUCCAUGGGCUAAAUGUCGUGGGAGGGAUGUGUUUUAGGGGUAUUCCCUGCUAUUCCUGAGUGACUUGAAGAGGUUUAUUCCAUGAAUUAUUGACUAUGGUGCCAAAAAAUGAGUAAUAAAGCUUGAUUUUUAAAAAGCCAUUGCUCAAAAAUGAACAAGUGGGACUAUUCAAGCUGAAAAGCUUCUGUACAGCAAAGGACACCAUCAGUAGAACAAAAAGGU
This is a messenger RNA of Manis javanica (Malayan pangolin), 3301 nucleotides long. RefSeq names its product GLE1 RNA export mediator (gene GLE1). Gene Ontology annotation, cellular component: cytoplasm; nuclear pore cytoplasmic filaments; nuclear pore. The record is from RefSeq and is a predicted model, not a curated record. Lineage: Eukaryota; Metazoa; Chordata; Mammalia; Pholidota; Manidae. Gene Ontology annotation, biological process: poly(A)+ mRNA export from nucleus. Gene Ontology annotation, molecular function: inositol hexakisphosphate binding; translation initiation factor binding; phospholipid binding.